AUGAACAAACUCGAUGUGUCUUUCCACACGGUUUACAAGCGCGACGUCAGUUUACGUAACAUGUUGGUCCAUUCCACGGAUCACAUUUCUAUUAAGCAGCCUGGUUCUCGCGCGUGUCAGCGUCCUCGAUGCAACACCUGCUGUCACAUAAGUUGGGUCGCUGUGAUACGAGGCCCGAAAUCUGUCUUUACCAUCUAUGCCGAUGCCCACUUCUUUACAUUGGUGAGACUGGAAGAAACCUUAGGAGUAGUUUCAGCGAACAUCUGCGAAGUAUACGCAACAACACUCCCAGGUUUCCUAUGGCCCAUCAUUUCAACUCCACUGGCCACAGUAUCUCUGAUGUCCAGGUGCGUUGUGUAGCGUUUUGCAAUGGUAAUAUCAUUUAA
Molecule: messenger RNA, 386 nt
Organism: Porites lobata
Lineage: Eukaryota; Metazoa; Cnidaria; Anthozoa; Scleractinia; Poritidae
Source: the annotation of a GenBank genome assembly